Molecule: messenger RNA, 1089 nt
Organism: Fusarium mangiferae
Lineage: Eukaryota; Fungi; Ascomycota; Sordariomycetes; Hypocreales; Nectriaceae
Exons: 2
Coding region: 1-1089 (362 amino acids)
Biological process (GO): cytokinin biosynthetic process
Cellular component (GO): cytosol
Molecular function (GO): hydrolase activity, hydrolyzing N-glycosyl compounds
Source: RefSeq, a predicted model, not a curated record
AUGGAGGAAAUCACAAAUCGAGGAAAAUUCCCCAUUCUUGUCGGCGGCUCGACUUCUCUCGCAAUACCUUUGCUGCAUGAGGCACUGAAGCGGCAGUAUCGGUUUGUGGCUGCAACUCUGAUCCCGCGUCAGUCAACAUACUGGCAGUCCAUCCAUGUUAGAGCAAGCGAGAUGCUCGAGAGAGGUCUGUUGGCCGAACUAGAGGAGUUAAGAGACCUGCAGCAGAGUCUCCUCGAUGACAACGCAUGCUUCCAUAAGGGUGUAUGGAAGGCCAUUGGGUAUCAGGAGUUCUAUCCGUAUCUCGAGGCAGACUCGCCACGCAACGCCCGUCAGUCGUCAUUCCAGAAUGGUCUCGCACUCAUGAACGCCAAUACUCUGCAGUAUGGUUUCCAUCAACUAGAGUGGAUACGUUCCAUCCUGAACCCCUUCCUUCACCAGGCCGGUGUAGUAUGCAUGAGCCUCCCUGUGACCAACAAGGCUUCGUGGAUGUCAGAAGUUGAGAUACCUGCUAUCUCAAUGCUCAACGAGCUUUGUUACAGUUUGCGAACGAUUCAAGUCUCCGCCAACGGCGCAUUAAAAUCUAGCUCCAAGUGUCGAGUCGUCGGGCUAUUUGGCGGAUCUUCGCCGGGGAAUGAUCCGGGUCACAUCGAUGCAGCCAAAAAGCUUGCAUUUGCUCUCCACCAACAUAACUACAAACUCGUCUACGGCGGCGGAACGACUGGGAUCAUGGGCGCCAUAGCCAGCACUCUGGUUCAACUCUCAGGACCAAGUGCCGUCCAAGGCAUCAUUCCUGUAGCACUCGCCAAGUACGAAGAAAGACUCACCAACAAAAGGGCCGAUCCUUCAAAGUUCGGGAACAGGACUGUCGUCAAAGACAUGCAUACACGUAAGAGACUCAUGAUAGAGGCAGUCAUUGGUGGCGCUCCAGGGAGCGGCUUUGUAGCUCUCAGUGGGGGAUAUGGUACCUUGGAGGAACUCCUUGAAAUCACUACUUGGUACCAGCUUGGUAUUCAUCAAUGCGGCAUCUGUGUGUUUGACGUAUGCGGCUUCUACAAGGGCUUGAUGGACUGGGUUCGUCAAGCUGCAUAG